CAGUGCGCGGCCAACAUGUCAGCUUCCUCGCUUUAAUCGUCGAGGAUGAGCCGCUGCGCGCUCGGAGGCCCGUCAAACUGCGAUUAAAUGUCACAACUGUGCGCCGCUUAUCGCUGCACCGAAGGUGGUGCUGCUCCCUCGGCAUGGCAGCCAAGACGCAGGUGUACCUGCAGAACUUCUUCGUCUACAACCCCACGUACGGCAAACGGGAGGACGAGGAGCACAAGAAGAUAAUUUAUUACUACCCCGAGGAUGCGGAACAAGAUGUGAAAUUACGUAAUGUUGGCCUCUGUGAGGCACUUGUUAACUUUACACAGACCUUUUCCCCUUCCAAACCCUGUGAAGUGCUGCAUACCCAGAAAACUCGGCAGUUCUUCCUGCAACCCGAGGAAAACUUCUGGAUGGUCAUGACAAUAGGCCUACCAACACAGCAAAAGACGCGCAAUAACCAACUAUACGUAGAACACCUUUCUGAUGACAUCCAGGACCAUGUGUACCAGGCGAUCCUCGAGGGGGUCUACAAGAUGUUCCAGAUGUUUGCAGGCUCACUAUCUGAGGUACUCGUUGAUUCUUCCAAAAAGGGCACACUGAAAGAUUUUCUCGACUGGCAAAUUCCCCGCCUGCGUGUCCAGCACGCCGACCUGCUUGAUGUGUUCCAAGGAGUGCAGUUCCUGCCCCUGGACAAGCACGCUUUCCUCCGAGUCCAGUGCUUUGUCAACCGCCUUGAGGGGCGCUUUGGACAAAUCCGGUCUUCCGUCUUCCUCUGCAACGACCUCCUUGUCUGGAGUGGCCUGGAGCAAGGGGACAUGCAGGUGCUCUACCAGUAUCUGGUGCACGAUGUGUUGCAGAGCACCGUUGAGAGCGAGCUGCUUCCAGGCUGUACCUUUGCACCGAGACCAGCAACGGGUGCCACCCAGUGCAGGUUCUUGUAUGGUCCAGUCGAUGAGGAAGAGACUCUGUCACGGACUCAGCGGAUAUAUGUGUCUGACUCGUUGGGCCAGCGUGAGCAGUGUCACCUGCUGAUCUUCAGGGCGUACAGCUCCACUGUCUGCCUCCUGGUCAACGUGAGCCAUGAGCUGACGGUGGCAUUCCUCAAGAACCUCGAGGGCUACCUCUCCACCGAAUUCGUGGCACUCGCCAAUGAGAUCGGCAAGCAGUGUACCAAGCUGUCCAGCCUUUCCCCGCUGGAUGGCCAGAGCAAGUACAUCUAUUUCAACCGCAUGAACCUGGCUCAAAAGUCGACGGUGCACUCGGAGAGGAGAAUGGGCAUUGUGGUGCCUCCUGAAUUGGUUCGCUUCUUGGCUGACAUCAACGAGGAUCUAAAGCAGAUCGAGGACGCUGGCGAGAUGACGGCCAAGACGACCACAGAGUGGUGGGUGGUCGGCAAGGUGUCGGACCAGCGCGAGUUUUACGUCGUGCUCAACCAGAAGAGCGCCAACAUCAUCCAGAUACAUGAUGAAGUCAAGAGGCUAUGUGCCAGCCAGUUCCAGAACAUCUUCUUUCUUGACUGAGCACGAUUGCCAACGUUUCUCUGUACAUAAUAAAUAUGUUGCCCUGAGUU
Dermacentor andersoni is the source of this 1561-nucleotide messenger RNA. It is a transcript of the gene Ccz1, whose product is annotated as vacuolar fusion protein CCZ1. NCBI's taxonomy places the organism in Eukaryota, Metazoa, Arthropoda, Arachnida, Ixodida, Ixodidae. Gene Ontology annotation, cellular component: Mon1-Ccz1 complex; intracellular membrane-bounded organelle. The record is from RefSeq and is a predicted model, not a curated record. Gene Ontology annotation, biological process: vesicle-mediated transport.